AUGGCAGCAGACAGCUCCCUCAACUCCCAACGCCGACAUAAGAAGUAUUUUCUAUGCCGGCAGUACACACUCGUCGAGAGCCUUGAGAGUCUCGGCACCGCUCUGAUCCAAUCUGACAAGGAAGAGCGAGACGAGAAAGUGUUCAAAAAAUCGUCUCCCAACAACAAGCUCACCCUGUACCUGGCGUCGCGGGACCUGGUGGUGGAGACGAACAGCAUCGACCGCAUACAGGGUGUUCUGCACGUGGACCCCGAACACGUCGAUAAUAAGAAGCUGUAUGGUCAAGUCACUCUUACAUUCAGAUACGGACGUGAAGACGAAGAGGUGAUGGGGCUGAAGUUCUGCAAUGAGGCCAUCAUGAGCCUCGCCCAAGUGUGGCCGCUCAACUGCAACCACGAGAGGGAACCAAGCACGGCUUUACAGGAGGCCCUAAUGAAGCGUCUGGGCGCCCACGCGUACCCUUUUCAACUGGAGCUUACGCCUUUGGCGCCCCCUAGCGUGCAGCUGGUACCCGCUAAGCAGUACCACGGGGCGCCCAUUGGGACAUCUUACGACGUUCGGGCUUUUAUCGCGGAGAAAGUCGACGAGAAGGUGUCGCGGCGCAACAUGGUGCGCAUGGGCAUCAGGGUCCUGCAGGGCGCGUCGCGGGCCGCGGCCGCCGCCGCGCUGCCUCCGCCGUCGCCCGCGCACAACUCCUUGAGCGCUAUGGCGCACCACCAGUUACUGAGACUUAAAACGCGCAUGAAAUGUGCCCCUGAUGAAAACUGCGCCGCAGAAGCAGGCGAAAGCUCCAACCCUACAGAGCCGGCCGCGCCUCGCGUGGUCGUUGAAAAACCGUUCCUGCUUUGCGACGGUCGACUGAGGCUGGAAGCGUGGCUGGACAAGUCCGCCUACCACCACGGCGAGCCCAUCAUCGUGAGCUUCUCCAUCAUCAACCACUCCAACAAGACUGUUCGACGCAUCAAGGCAAUGGUCGUCCAACAUGUGGACGUUUGCAUGUUCUCGAACGGCAAGUUCAAGAACGUGGUGGCCUUCGAGAAGGACAACACCCCCGUGCUGCCCGGGCAGAGUCUCGACGGCUCCUACACUAUGAUACCUAGCCGGGGUGUCACAAAGAAUUGGAUAGCCCUCGAGGAUUCCUAUUCAAAAACCGGGGCCUGUCUAGCAUCCACGGUCCUGUGCAAUUCAAACUCGCCCGAAGACCGCAACGUGUUUGCCAUUUACGUGUCCUACUACGUGAAGAUAAAACUGAACGUCAGCGGUAUAGGCGGAGAACUGUCAGUUAAGCUGCCCUUCUCGCUCUCACAUGCUAACAUUAAUGAAGCUCCUACUGAUAGUGUGAUGGAAGAAGCUACGCACCGCAUGAUCCUCGAAGGCAGAGAGAACAGUGACGACGAAGAUGAAGAUGAAGAAGAUAAGGAAGACGAAGAAGCCACUGCGGACGAAAAUCAACAAUCUGACUUAGAGGAAGACUCAAAACCUGUAAACGGGCGUCGUUGCGUCUCCGCCGACGUUUGCGUCAACAUCAUCGAGAACAAAUUGUGUGAGAGGCCUCGUUUCGAAGGGCCAACUCAAGUCCGUAAGUGCAACCCUGAUGAUGACGACAUGAACCUUAUUGUUCGCUACCCCGGCCCGGAUACGUGAUCCGACGAGGAGCCAGACGCAACCAACGGGGCAAGCAAGACUGAUGAAGCAACGAAAGCAACACCGCGCAUGAUCGACGUCCAUGCGAACGUCGAAGAGAAAACCAGCUUCUUUGGAAAGCUGAGGCAGUCGGUUUGCUGCUUGAACCGUCGUCAUUCGUAAACUGGACUGUAAAAGUCUUUGCCUUCGACAAUUAACAUAGUGAUGUUGAACUGUUAUGAACAUUGGUAUUAUUAAGAGAAACCCUAGCUUCAAAUUACCCGCAGUCCAAUGACAUUGAAAUGUCAAUCGUUUUCAUGUUUAUCUAGUCGGAACUUUUAAAAGUUAUAACUGUAUAAUUGUUCAACUGUAGAUUAAGGAUCGAAGUCAGAAGACUUGGUGGUGCCGAAUUAAGCCUGAAUGGAGUUACGCUUACUAAAUUAUAGUAGGUUAGACAUUUAGCGUCAUUAAGAUCUACAUUAUUAUGAAAAAUA
Molecule: messenger RNA, 2117 nt
Organism: Cydia fagiglandana
Lineage: Eukaryota; Metazoa; Arthropoda; Insecta; Lepidoptera; Tortricidae
Product: phosrestin-2-like
Exons: 13
Coding region: 1-1644 (547 amino acids)
Biological process (GO): signal transduction; G protein-coupled receptor internalization
Cellular component (GO): cytoplasm
Molecular function (GO): G protein-coupled receptor binding
Source: RefSeq, a predicted model, not a curated record